Molecule: messenger RNA, 1449 nt
Organism: Knipowitschia caucasica
Lineage: Eukaryota; Metazoa; Chordata; Actinopteri; Gobiiformes; Gobiidae
Source: the annotation of a GenBank genome assembly
AUGUCCCAAGAAUGUAUGCAGGAGCCAGCCCAGGUCUACAAAUUCACAGGGGCUGCAUGCCGCCUCACCUACCCCGCAGCGGUGGUCUUGAAUGAGAAAACCACUAAAGUGAUAGAAGCUGCGUUCCAACACGCUAAAUACCCGACUGUAAAGGGAGAGAAGGACCUGCUGUUUGGGAGCAAACUUGUCUACACACUGGAAAAUUUGAAUAUCUUCAACCUGACGAUUGGUCAGAGUGCGUUUGAUCUGCGUCCAGGUGAAGGCAUCUAUCUGAACAUCACAAACGUGUCUGUGGUGUUCAGAGGAACCCUGCAGUAUUCAUACAGAGGCCUCAUCUCAUUCGGACAGUCACUGGACUUUGAAAUGGAGUCUCGGGUUGACCUUGGGAUUAACCCUAAACUGUAUUGCAGUAAAGGUAAAGUGGCAGCUGACACGUCGGACUGUUUCCUGAAAUUCCAGAAGUUGGAGCUGUUGCUGCAGGGCGACAGAGAACCAAACUGGCUCAAGAAACUCUUCACAAACAUCCUCACUUUUACUCUGAAAGUAGCUGUCAGGGGCCAGAUUUGUCAGGAGAUCAACAAGGUAGCGAACAUACUUGCAGACUUCAUCCAGGACACAGCAGCGAACUUCCUGAGUGAUGGAGACAUUAGUGUGGACAUCGGUGUGACUGGGACUCCAGUUAUCACCGCCAACUAUGUGGAAUCAUAUCAUAAGGGCUUCACAAAAUAUAAGAACACCACAACUGCCAUAGAAGAGUCUAAUUUUAACCCUCGUCAUCUGACAGAGCAUCGGAUGUUGUACUUCUGGUUGUCAGAUCAGCUUUUCAACUCAAUCCUCUCUGCUGCACAUGAAGAUGGCCGUUUCCAACUCAACAUCUCAGGAUCAGAGCUAACAGAACUUUUCAAGACAACUCCGACCGAGGCCAUACCUGGGUUUAUGCGGGAGUGCAUCACGGGGUCCAGUGUUGCAGGGCUCAGACUGAAGUCAGAGAGUGUCUUCCUGAACACCUCCCAGGGCUUCGGGACCACGGUGUGGGCAGGGGCCUCAGGACAGCUCUACUGCGGAGGGUCUCCCACUCCACUGAUGCUCUUCUCCCCGAGCGUGGAGGUUGAGGUCCGUGCAUCCUACGCUGAUAAGAAACUCUCCUUGCAUUACAAACCUACCAAAGUGUCUGCUUAUCCAGAUUCAGUUCAGUUACUUGAAAUGACGGUGGAAGAAUAUGACAAGACAGUCACAUUUCUCACAAGUGCAGUGGAGAAAAUCGGUUUGCCUCUGGUCAUAUCUGUUCUUGAGACAGAGAUUACCCGACUGCUUGACAAACAAGGGACCAAUUUAUUUGAUAUCUCCAACAGUGAAGUGAUCCCUCAAGAUGGCUAUGUGGUCAUCCAGAUGGACUUUGGCUUUCCACAUCAUCUUCUUGUCGAGUUCCUCCGUAAAACUCUGGUCUAG